Molecule: messenger RNA, 2369 nt
Organism: Camelus dromedarius (Arabian camel)
Lineage: Eukaryota; Metazoa; Chordata; Mammalia; Artiodactyla; Camelidae
Gene: UPK1B
Product: uroplakin 1B
Exons: 8
Coding region: 124-906 (260 amino acids)
Cellular component (GO): membrane
Source: RefSeq, a predicted model, not a curated record
CCCACAGCUCAAAGGGCUGGUGCAAGGUAGAAAAGCACCUCAGGCCAGAGCAGCAGCGUGCAGAGCAGGCCGGCCCAGUGCCACCAGGAGGAGGAGAGGGAACGCCCCGGGGAAAUCCUGAAGAUGACCAAAGAUGAGUCCACUGUUCGUUGCUUCCAGAGCCUGCUGAUUUUUGGAAAUGUGAUUGUCGGUAUGUGUGGCAUUGCCCUGACAGCAGAGUGCAUCUUCUUUGUAUCCGACCAACACAGCCUCUACCCUCUGCUUGAAGCCACUGACAAUGAUGACAUCUAUGGGGCAGCCUGGAUCGGCAUGUUUGUUGGCAUCUGCCUCUUCUGCCUAUCUGUCCUAGGCAUCGUAGGCAUCCUAAAGUCCAACAGAAAAGUUCUUCUGGCGUAUUUCAUUCUGAUGUUCAUCGUGUACGGCUUUGAAGUGGCAUCUUGUAUCACAGCAGCAACGCAGCGAGACUUUUUCACACGCAACCUCUUCCUGAAGCAGAUGCUGGAGAGGUACCAAAACAACAGCCCUCCAAACAACGACGACCAGUGGAAAAACAAUGGAGUCACCAGGACCUGGGACCGGCUCAUGCUCCAGGACAAUUGCUGUGGUGUGAAUGGUCCAUCAGACUGGCAGAAAUACACAUCUGCCUUCCGGACGGAGAAUAACGAUGCUGACUAUCCCUGGCCUCGUCAGUGCUGUGUUAUGAACAAUCUUAAAGAACCUCUCAACCUGGAGGCCUGCAAACUCGGAGUACCUGGUUACUAUCACAAUCAGGGCUGCUAUGAACUGAUCUCUGGACCAAUGAACCGACACGCCUGGGGGGUUGCAUGGUUUGGAUUUGCCAUUCUCUGCUGGACUUUUUGGGUUCUCCUGGGUACCAUGUUCUACUGGAGCAGAAUUGAAUACUAAGAAUAAAGUGUAACCACCGUAUGUACCUCCCCCUGGUGAUUCUGGAUUUGGUGCUGGAGCCGCUCUCUGCUAAUAUUCCACCUGUGUGCUCCCCAGGAACACAUGCGUUCUUCCUCACAUUGCCAAGUCAGCUGGUAUGGAGUUCCUCUAGGCCCUUACGCUCCUGAAAUUCUCACCCCUGCUGUUUUUAGGAAAGGGAGAAUUUAGGAUAAUAGAUAAUAACUAUUCCUGUCCCUGUUUAUUUUUAAUUUGGGGAAUAAAGACCUUCACAGGAAACUGUGUUAUCCCAGCAAGCAAGUUUGUACCGAGACAGCAAAUCUGCCUGUGUUUCUCACUGCUUUCUAAAAGAAACCAUCAAAGGCUCUCAUUCAUCUCAGGUGAGAGAACUAAGGAAAAGAUUGCUGAAAUGUAACUUUGCCUUUGUCCUAUAGUGGCUCCCAUCUACAUAGACUCAAGUGAUUCUUUUAAUGCCACCUUGGGAUCCUUUUAUUCUCCAGGAGAAUGCCCAAUCUUGAGCUGACAAUGGUUGAAUUUCCUCUUAGAUAUUGCAGAGUGAUAUGUGUUUAGUAACCUCAAUUCCUCUUUACAAUUAAUUAGUAACCUCUACUGAUUAAAAGUACGUGACCAGUUUGAAUGGCCAUCAUUAAAAAGUCCACAAGCGAUAAACACUGGAGAAAAGGGAGCCCCCCUACACCGCUUGUGGGAAUGUAAAUUGGUACAAUCACUGUGGAAAACAGUAUGGCGGUUCCUUUAAAAACUAAACAUAGAGUUACCAUAUAAUCCAGCACCCUAAUCCCAGGCAUAUAUCUGGAGAAAACUCCAGUUUGGAAAAUAUAUAUACCCCAAUGUUCAUAGCAGCCCUAUUUACAAUAGCCAAGACAUGGAAGCAACCUAAACCUAAUUGUCCAUUGACAGAUGAUUGGAAAAAAAUGUUGUGGUACACACACACACACACACAUACACACACAAUGGAAUAUUACUGAACCAUAAAAAAUGAAAUCAUGCCAUUUGCAGCAACAUGGAUGACCUAGAGAUUAUCAUAGUGAAACAAGUGAAACAAGUCAGACAGAGACAGACAAAUAUCACAUGAUAUCACUUAUAUGUGGAAUCUAAAAAGAAUGAGACAAAUGAAGUUAUUUACAAAACAGAAACAGAUUCACAGACAUAGAAAACAAAAUUAUGGUUACCAAAGGGGAAAGAGGGGAGGAAUAAAUUAGGAGUUUGGGAUUAGCAGAUACAAAUUACUAUAUAUAAAAUAGAUAAACAAGGUCCUACUGUAUAGCACAGGGAACUAUAUUCAACAGCUUGUCAUAACCUAUAAUGAAAAAGAAUAUGAAAGAGAAUAUAUUUGUAUAACUGAAUCGCCAUGCUGUACCCUAGAAACUAACACAACAUUGUAAAUCAACUAUACUGCAAAAAAAAAAAAAAAACACUUCAGCCAACACAAAAAAUAAAAAUAAAAA